Messenger RNA from Fonsecaea monophora, 870 nucleotides. RefSeq lists its product as hypothetical. The coding region runs from base 1 to 870 and encodes 289 amino acids. The transcript is spliced from 2 exons. The record is from RefSeq and is a predicted model, not a curated record. Gene Ontology annotation, cellular component: mitochondrion. NCBI's taxonomy places the organism in Eukaryota, Fungi, Ascomycota, Eurotiomycetes, Chaetothyriales, Herpotrichiellaceae.
AUGGCUCCAUCACUCCCCGUCGAAUCCUUCCACGCCUACGCGGCCCGCACCGGUCUGUCGCGAUCCAGCACCGUCUACACUGGCACCACGUACGAAUACCUCGCACAGUCCACCCUCCGACCCUAUGGGUUUGAGCUGCAUCGAGUGGGCGGCAGAGGGGAUCGCGGCGUCGAUCUCGUAGGUGUCUGGGAGAUACCCAUCUUGUCGCACACCGGCGAAUGGAAAGAGACGAGGCAUAACACAAAAAGUCGAGCAUAUAAUCAUGCGGGGUCCGAAGAGUUUGAGGGUGUAGAGACCUUGCAGCUCAAGGUGCUGGUCCAAUGUAAACGCCUGUCGGGGAGGCAUGCUAGGAUUGGGCCGAAUCUGGUCAGAGAAUUGGACGGGGCUGUCAGAGCGAGUAGAAGUGCAGCCUUUGUUGACAUGAUCUUCCCUCAGAACACGGCGGCGGGCACGGCCACAGAUGAGGGGAGCAGCAACCUCGGGGAAGAACCCCAACAGUCGAACCUGGGGAUGGGACAGGCCAUCGGCGUGCUGGUGGGCACCAGGCCAGCGACCAAAGGCGUGGUGGACGGUAUGAGCCGGUCGACUCGUGGAUUAGUCUGGAUCAUGAUGGAAGAAGCCACGGAUCAAGAAACGGGGCCGAGGGUUGAACCACAACUCACAGACCAAAGCGAGUCUCUUUCCCCAGACACAACCGACCCCACUACCGCUCUAAAGGGCCGCGUCAAGCAAAUCCUCUGGAACCACGCUGCCCGCGGUGCAGGACUAGAGGGCGUCGACGUGGUAAAGCGUUACGCCUCGGACGGUGCCGAAGAGGUGGUACUGAUGCGAGGCGGGCGAGUCUGGGGCGGCAGUCCAAGACAGAAAUGA